GAGCCCAAGACAGUCACUGUCAAGUUGAAGUUCACUCUCAGUUGCUCUAAUCUCUUAAACAAGAAUAACACAACAUGUCUGGACGUGGAAAAGGAGGCAAAGGUCUCGGAAAGGGAGGCGCCAAGCGUCACAGGAAGAUCCUUCGUGACAACAUCCAGGGAAUCACCAAGCCCGCCAUUCGUCGUCUUGCUCGCCGUGGUGGUGUCAAGCGUAUCUCUGGCCUCAUCUAUGAGGAGACACGAGGUGUACUGAAGGUCUUCCUCGAGAAUGUCAUCCGUGAUGCUGUCACUUACACAGAGCAUGCCAAGAGAAAGACAGUCACUGCUAUGGAUGUCGUCUAUGCUCUGAAGAGGCAAGGACGUACACUCUAUGGUUUCGGAGGGUAAACAUCUCAAGCCCCCAACCACUGAACUUCUAUACACCAUCUUUUCAACCGGCUCUUUUCAGAGCCACCCAUUUCUAAAAGAUCCUUAACUUGAUCAUUAUUUUAUCUCUUGUUUGAUAAGAAAUGUUUAUUCAGUCACAAAUUUGCAAACUAAA
Molecule: messenger RNA, 540 nt
Organism: Amphimedon queenslandica
Lineage: Eukaryota; Metazoa; Porifera; Demospongiae; Haplosclerida; Niphatidae
Product: histone H4
Exons: 1
Coding region: 75-386 (103 amino acids)
Cellular component (GO): nucleosome
Molecular function (GO): structural constituent of chromatin; DNA binding; protein heterodimerization activity
Source: RefSeq, a predicted model, not a curated record